UUGCCGGGUCUCUGUAUCGUGGAACGCAUCGUCAUGGCGUAAAGUCCACCGCGUCCGUCUUCCGAGUCUUCUCGUCGGAGCUCAGUUCAAUACAAUAACUCAAUUGAAGGAAAAAUGGGUUCCAGCUUUCUCAUAUUGCUUCUGCUGCUUCUUCUUCUUCUUCUCAAUCUGCUCUUACCCUUUUCGUCUGGUAAAUCAGAUGGACUCUGUAUUUCACAAGGUGGUCGGUUUCCACCAUUCUCAUCCCAAGGGAAGCCUCCAAAAAGGGUAAGCAAGGGAUCAAAAGAUUUGACCCUUUGCAGGGUGUUCUGCCGAAAAACUUGCUGCGAUGCAGCUCAGACACAUCCUGCUUUGUUAACCAUUAGGAAGCUAGCUUCAACAGGAGAAGCCAGUCAAGAAUGCUUGCAAUUGUGGGAGCUAUUGGAGUGUUCAAUCUGUGAUCCACGUGUUGGUGUUCAGCCAGGACCUCCUUUAAUAUGCACCUCUUUCUGCGACAGAGUCUUUGGGGCAUGCUCUGAUGCUUACUUCUCCAUGGAGACUGUGACACAGGUUCUAGCACCAUGUGGAGUAAACGAUUUGGUUUGUGGUAGGGCUUCACAGUGGGUUCACAACGGUACAGAGCUGUGUCACGCUGCAGGUUUUGCAGUUAAAGAUGAUGCACAUGUUGAAGAAAAAUCAUGCUAUGGUAGUAAAGCCAGUCUUGAUUUGAUUGCUGAUUCGUGGAAAGCUUCACGGUCUGUGGUGCUGCAGAAAGGUGGUGGCUUGGGUGUGUUGGAUGACUUUCAGCAGUGGGCGGCGGAAAUGUCGUUUAGUGAAAGAGUUUCAUGGGCAGUCGGAGGGAUGGUUCUUACGGCAGGAUUGUUGUUUCUGAGUAUGUUACAUCUAGCACCAUGUGGAGUAAACGAUUUCGUUUGUGGUAGGGCUUCACAGUGGGUUCACAACGGUACAGAGCUGUGUCACGCUGCAGGUUUAGCAGUUAAAGAUGAUGCACAUGUUGAAGAAAAAUCAUGCUAUGGUAGUAAAGCCAGUCUUGAUUUGAUUGCUGAUUCGUGGAAAGCUUCACGGUCUGUGGUGCUGCAGAAAGGUGGUGGCUUGGGGGUGUUGGAUGACUUUCAGCAGUGGGCGGCGGAAAUGCCGUUUAGUGAAAGAGUUUCAUGGGCAGUCGGAGGGAUGGUUCUUACGGCAGGAUUGUUGUUUCUGAGCAAACGGAAAAGCUACAGUCAGCGUCAGAAGCUUGCCGGUAUUCAGCGGACUGCGAAGAAACUAGAAACCAAGAAGAGCCAGAAAUCUCCUGGCAAUCAAGGAAAUAAGAAGGGAAGAUGAUGAUCUCGUGUUAGGUGAGCGUAAUUAGUUUGUCAAUUUACAGGUGAAUCAUAGUUGAAUUGUUGUAAAAUUAAAACUUUUCUUGCUCUUGUACUAUUUUAUUAGAAGUAGACUUGUAUUAGCAGACAGUGUUUAUCCAAUAUUUUGGAUUCAUGAGUUUCAAUUUUGAAAAUUACAAUCUGGAGUUUCUCUUC
Messenger RNA from Morus notabilis, 1517 nucleotides. RefSeq lists its product as uncharacterized. The record is from RefSeq and is a predicted model, not a curated record. Lineage: Eukaryota; Viridiplantae; Streptophyta; Magnoliopsida; Rosales; Moraceae. The coding region runs from base 115 to 1323 and encodes 402 amino acids. The transcript has 5 exons.